GGGGAAGGAAGGACUCCAAACCUCAGCGCCCUGCGGCUGACGGGAGGCUAGGGAAACUUUCCUGGGCAGCGGGGUAGGGCUACCGUUGUUCUAGCGCCCGCGGCUCGGCUGAGCGUCACCUCUGACGUGCGGGCGGGCACGCGCACACCCGCACCCUCGCAGCCACGGGCGCCGGGGAUCCCCGCGGGGGACGGCCGAGAGCACGGGGGUGCGCGGCACCGGCUCUGUGUGCGCGCGUGCACGGGGGGGGGUGCGCGUGCCCGCGCGCCCAGGUGCCGGCGGUGCGGUCGGUCGGCCGGCGGUUGCUGCCGGGGGUGACGGCUGCCUGGGAGAGAUCCCGCCACCCCAUUUGUGCGUUGCUCGUACGUCUUUCCUCUGCGCUCUCCUUCGUUUCCACCCCCCUCCUUCCAAAUCUCCCUGGGAAUUCCGUAUCUUGUAGCUUUGCCGUUUUUUUUUUUUUUCUCCUCCCCCUUCUCUCUCGUUCCUGCUGAGGAUACGUUUCGCUUGCCAAGUUUGUAGUGACACCUCUCAGAUUCCCGCGCUCCUCCCUUUUUUUCGGAUCUAUUACAGCGCCCGUUUAUACAUAGACAUACUGGAGUUUUUUGGUUUGGUUCUUUCCCCCCCCCCCCCCCCCUCCAGGAAAAUUGGAAUUCUUUGGGAAGCUAAUGGAUACUGAGGAGGACGAUGCUAAAAAUCUUCUUUUGAAUCUGUAAAGGAGGUGUACGAAGAAAUUCUUAAAUUCAGACAUCAAUUUAGCUUCAUAUUAAGCACCUCGAAGUAUUUAUGAUUGCAGAGCAGGUGCAAACGAGGAUUAGUGAUAAGGAUAUAGACCUGCGGCUAACUGGAUUUGAUUUAUAAGAGGGGAUUCUGCAGUAAAUGGCUGCUCUCUUCAUAUUGCUGCUAUGGAAAACAGAAUUGUCAAUAGGAUGUAGUCUGAUAAAUAGUGCUGAGUGAAGAUGCAGCUUCAAUAAGUGUGAAAUCAAUGGAAGAUACUUACCGCAUGAAAAGCCUUUUGAGAUUUUUCUGACAGGCGCCUAUUUAGGAAACUUGAUCUGUUUCCUUCGGUUGCCCUGUUUUUACACCAGUGGAUACAAAUCAGAUUGCUUCACUGUAGUCACACAACUAAUGAGGGACCAUGGCCUUUCCAAGAUCCAUGUGGCUGAACUGUGUAUGGAGAGCGAUGAUACUCCGCCUGUUACACAUGGGAUUGAAUGCCACUUUUGCUUCUUGUAUACUUGGAUUUUUGCUUCACGCUGCAGCUGUGUCCUCCCAAAAAUUGGAUGAUACCAACCCAGUGGUGACCACCAACUUUGGCAAGAUAAGAGGGAUUAAGAAGGAACUUAAUAAUGAAAUUUUGGGGCCUGUUAUUCAGUUUCUUGGGGUUCCGUAUGCUGCCCCUCCAACAGGGGAGCGCCGCUUUCAACCUCCUGAGUCUCCAUCUCCCUGGGCAGAUAUCAGAAAUACCACUCAGUUUGCUCCAGUGUGCCCCCAGAACAUUAUAGAAGGCAGGUUGCCUGAAGUCAUGCUUCCCGUGUGGUUUACUAAUAAUUUGGAUGUAGUUUCCACCUAUGUACAAGAUCAGAAUGAAGACUGCCUCUAUUUAAAUAUCUAUGUCCCAACUGAGGAUGUCAAAAGAAUAUCCAAGGAAUGUGCCAGAAAACCCGGCAAGAAAAUUUGUAGAAAAGGAGGUCCCCUUACAAAGAAACAGACAGAUGAUUUAGGUGAUAAUGACGGUGCUGAAGAUGAAGACAUUCGGGACAGUGGGGGACCUAAACCUGUGAUGGUAUACAUUCACGGAGGGUCCUAUAUGGAAGGCACUGGAAACUUAUAUGAUGGCAGUGUUCUAGCAAGUUAUGGGAAUGUGAUAGUCAUCACAGUCAACUAUCGCCUUGGGGUACUUGGAUUUUUGAGCACUGGGGACCAAGCAGCAAAAGGAAAUUAUGGCCUCCUUGAUCUAAUACAAGCUUUGCGAUGGACUAGUGAAAAUAUUGGGUUCUUUGGUGGAGACCCAUUAAGAAUAACUGUUUUUGGAUCUGGUGCUGGCGGUUCAUGCGUCAAUCUGUUGACAUUAUCCCAUUAUUCUGAAGGUAACCGUUGGAGCAAUUCAACCAAAGGACUGUUUCAAAGAGCAAUAGCUCAAAGUGGAACAGCUCUCUCCAGCUGGGCAGUUAGUUUUCAGCCUGCAAAAUAUGCCAGGAUGUUGGCUACAAAAGUUGGUUGCAACAUGUCAGACACUGUAGAAUUGGUAGAAUGUCUGCAGAAGAAGCCUUACAGAGAACUUGUCGACCAGGACAUUCAACCAGCAAGAUACCAUAUAGCCUUUGGACCAGUAAUUGAUGGCGAUGUGAUACCAGACGAUCCUCAGAUAUUGAUGGAACAAGGAGAAUUCCUCAAUUAUGACAUCAUGUUGGGAGUUAACCAAGGAGAAGGGUUAAAAUUUGUUGAAAAUAUUGUGGAUAGUGAAGAUGGCAUAUCGGCUAGUGAUUUUGACUUUGCUGUUUCUAAUUUUGUUGAUAACUUAUACGGAUACCCUGAAGGCAAAGAUAUAUUGAGAGAAACCAUUAAAUUUAUGUACACAGACUGGGCAGAUCGACACAAUCCUGAGACCAGAAGGAAAACACUACUGGCUUUGUUUACUGAUCACCAGUGGGUUGCACCAGCAGUGGCUACAGCAGAUCUUCACUCAAAUUUUGGAUCGCCUACAUAUUUCUAUGCCUUCUACCAUCACUGCCAGACAGAUCAGGUACCUGCAUGGGCAGAUGCAGCCCAUGGAGAUGAGGUUCCUUAUGUACUAGGAAUCCCCAUGAUUGGUCCUACGGAAUUAUUUCCUUGUAAUUUCUCCAAAAAUGAUGUCAUGCUAAGCGCAGUGGUGAUGACAUACUGGACAAACUUUGCAAAAACUGGUGACCCAAAUCAACCAGUGCCGCAAGAUACAAAAUUCAUCCAUACAAAACCAAAUCGUUUUGAAGAAGUAGCAUGGACCAGAUAUUCUCAGAAAGACCAACUAUAUCUUCACAUUGGAUUAAAACCAAGAGUUAAAGAACAUUAUAGGGCCAACAAAGUGAACCUUUGGUUGGAACUGGUACCUCAUCUGCACAAUCUUAACGACAUUUCACAGUAUACCUCUACCACAACUAAAGUGCCAUCAACUGAUAAUACUUUCAGACCAACAAGGAAAAAUUCUGUUUCUGUUACUUCAGCCUUUCCUACAGCCAAACAAGAUGAUCCCAAACAACAACCAAGCCCAUUUUCAGUGGAUCAAAGGGACUAUUCAACAGAAUUGAGUGUUACUAUUGCAGUUGGUGCGUCUUUGCUGUUCCUGAACAUUUUGGCCUUUGCAGCAUUGUACUACAAAAAAGACAAGCGGAGACAUGAUGUUCAUAGGCGAUGUAGCCCACAACGUUCUACUACCAAUGAUCUUACCCAUGCACAAGAAGAGGAGAUAAUGUCCCUCCAAAUGAAGCACACUGACUUGGAUCAUGAAUGUGAGUCCAUCCAUCCACAUGAGGUGGUUCUUAGGACCGCCUGUCCCCCAGACUACACGCUAGCUAUGAGAAGGUCUCCUGAUGAUAUUCCCUUAAUGACACCUAAUACCAUCACAAUGAUCCCCAACACUAUACCAGGGAUUCAACCCCUACACACAUUCAAUACAUUUACUGGAGGACAGAACAAUACUCUGCCCCAUCCUCAUCCCCACCCCCAUUCACACUCAACAACCAGGGUAUAGCCAGACAAGACGAAACAAACUUUAUUUUUUGAUGGAUUACAGUAGGUGAUGUAACUGAAGAUUACUUGGCUUUCAACCUACAAGACUCUUACUAUUUAAAUAUGGAGGAAUAAUAUGUGAAUAUACAUAUCAAGAACUUUUGGGGUUUUGAAAAAGUGAAUUGUACAUAUAACAAAUGAACUUAAGAAACAAACAAAACAAAAUAACAAAAAAAACCCAAACAACUGUUUGCAAUUGCUUGAAGCAGUUGUCCUGAAUGAUAUUUUCAUUCACAUUCAAGUAUUAAUUUUUUGAAGAUUUAAGUUACAUAAUGGAAUUAGGCAUGUGCAACACAAACAGGAAAGAACUAUGACUGAAAAUUUUAAAAAUCUAUAAAUAUGCACAAGGGACACACUAAUGGAAUGUCAGAUAAUUUUCACCAAUUUUUAUUUGGACCUGUUUUCUUGUGUAGACCAUAUUUACAUAUUUGAAUAAGUACACAAAGCACCAAUGCUGUUAAGGCCUUAGAAAGGGGCUCAUGCUGAAAUCUGCCAGUCUUAGAAGUUUUAUCACAUAAGUGCUGUCAGUAUAAAAGUUGUGGGAAUAAAGGAAACUGGAUAUUUUUAGCACGAUGUGCAUGAUAAUUUAUAUGCUUGGUGGCUGUGCUGCUGAUUAAGCCGUAAUUAAAAUUCUUCUCAUCCCAUUGGAGUUUUUAAUAGAAGCUUUCUCCAUCAAUUGGAACAACCUAAAGAAGUUUUUUAAAGGGGCAAAAGUAAUUACAGCAAAAUAUUUCAUGGUAGCUUCAGAAAUAGAAGGAAUUGCAACAGUUCUUGAAGGUAUAUAUGGCAUUUUAGGUAUACAAUGGUGAACCCUCACUGAUACGAAUCCCAGACAAAAAAAAUCUCUAUUAUUCAUGUUCUUUUUCCUUUCCACCUAAAUAAUUCCUAACUUUAACAUAACUACAACUUUCAUGGAAUAUCCUUUGAUAAGGAUUUAUGAUUUGCUGUGAUUUAAUUACAAUAUAUUUAGUUCAAAUUGGUAAACUAAAGUGUGUCCAAAAAUUUAAUUGCAAUGAUAAUUUGCAAUACAGAAAUGCCCCAAUAUUAUCACUUUGAUUACACCUUUCAGGUUAUUGUUUAAACUCAUGUUGCAUGUUAAAAAGUUUACUUGCAAUACUUCAAUUGCUAUACAUUAGCUUCACCGUUCAAAUGAAUUCUCUAGACCAGAUGGCAACAGUGUAGAAAAAGAGGAUAUGUAAGAAUGGGGAGAGAGCCAACAACUUGAAAUUUUAAAAUCUGAAUACUACAUAUGUUUGUGUGAUUUGAAAUGAAUGUUCUAAAAUCGCAAGAAAUUUUUCAUUCCCCUGUUGCUUUCCAGUAAUUAUAUAUCAUGGUCCUUUCAAAAUGUUUGUAUAUGUAAUCAGAUGUACAUUUAUAUAAAAGAAAUAAUUGAGAUGGACUUAAGAGCACAUCCCUGAUAAAUACUUUCUCUCUUAUCUGUACUAUAUUUCUAUUAGACUAAAGUUAUGUGAUUUUUUUUUACAUUUUUUCAAAUUACUAGCAAUUUUGAUAGUUUGUAAGAUAAUGCGAAGAACUUUCUCUGACAAACUAACUGCAGUAACAGAAACAUUUCUUUUCAGUUACUCUUUUUCAAGAACGAAAGCUUAUUACACACGAAAAUUGUAUACUACUUGAUGGAAAAUUACUUUGUACUUCUUGGCCAUAUUACUGGUCGCUGAGUGAAAUAAAGAUAAUCUGGAUAACGAAUAUUAUUCCAAUGCUAAGAGACCUGAUCUUUGCUCAUUAAAGAGCUAAAAUGUUUAUUGCUGUUUUGUCAUUUUUUAAUGAAGUAAUGGUAACUGUCUCAAAUAAAGAGUAAUAUCUUAAGACCAGUCUGGUUUUUGAAGACAUAAACAUGCCUCUACAACUAAUACAACUGCAUAUUUAUGGGCUAGUCCCACCUAUGAUCAUUUCUUACAGAAAUACUGAUAUUGUGACUGUAUGAUGUAAUAGUAUUACACACAAGUCUCCCCUAGUUCUCUGGAAUAAGUUAAAAACACAAGUAUCAACACGAAAAAUAAUCCAAGGAACAGGCCUAAUUGAAAUAAAUCUGCAGUAUUCCAUGAUGGACAAAAAAAUCAGCUGGGUUUUAUUUGGGUGACUGAAAUUUCAUAAACAAUUGCUAGGAGGUUCAAAGCAUGUUUGCUAACUCCAAACACAGACAUUAAAAUUGAACCUGAAAGCAAAAUAAAGUACUACAAUUUCAGUCAUUUCAAUUAGCUAUUAAAAAAAGACCAAACCAAAACAAAGAAUCAAUGUAUUUCAUUAGUGCUUACUACAGUUCCCAGUUUUAAAUUAAGGUCUUUUGGUAGAAGCAUAAAAAAUAGUCUUCAAAAUCCAGGAUGGUCUGUGUGCAAUUUCUGCCUGAUGUGGUUGUGCUUUUAGACUGUGACCUGCCAAUGUAAACCAAUAAAAAGAAUUGUCUGCCAUCUGAUAA
Strigops habroptila (Kakapo) is the source of this 6202-nucleotide messenger RNA. RefSeq names its product neuroligin 1 (gene NLGN1). Gene Ontology annotation, molecular function: signaling receptor activity; neurexin family protein binding. The record is from RefSeq and is a predicted model, not a curated record. Gene Ontology annotation, cellular component: cell surface; synapse; postsynaptic specialization membrane. Lineage: Eukaryota; Metazoa; Chordata; Aves; Psittaciformes; Psittacidae. Gene Ontology annotation, biological process: postsynaptic membrane assembly; presynaptic membrane assembly; neuron cell-cell adhesion. The coding region runs from base 1136 to 3727 and encodes 863 amino acids. The transcript has 8 exons.